This is a messenger RNA of Chaetomium globosum CBS 148.51, 4776 nucleotides long. RefSeq lists its product as uncharacterized. The transcript has 4 exons. The coding region runs from base 1 to 4776 and encodes 1591 amino acids. Lineage: Eukaryota; Fungi; Ascomycota; Sordariomycetes; Sordariales; Chaetomiaceae. Gene Ontology annotation, biological process: fatty acid biosynthetic process. Gene Ontology annotation, molecular function: metal ion binding; acetyl-CoA carboxylase activity; ATP binding. The record is from RefSeq and is a predicted model, not a curated record.
AUGGCGGAACCCAACGGCCAUGCUAACGGUCCCAAUGGCGCGGCCUAUGCCAAGGGCCACGCAUCUGAGAACCCAAAGCUUCCCGAGUCUCUCGCAGCGUCACCAAAAAAGAUUGUCUUUAUCGGCCCCCCUGGCUCGGCAAUGCGCUCCCUUGGUGACAAGAUUUCAUCAACUAUUGUCGCCCAACACGCGGACGUGCCUUGCAUUCCCUGGUCUGGCACCGGCGUUGACGAGGUCAGCGUUGACGACAAGGGGAUCGUCACGGUUCCCGACGAUGUCUACCUCAAGGGGUGCGUCAACUCCUGGCAGGAGGGCCUGGCGAAGGCUGAGGAGAUUGGCUUCCCCGUCAUGGUCAAGGCAUCCGAAGGUGGCGGUGGCAAGGGUAUCCGGAAGGUGAUGGACAAGGAGAACUUCGAGGAGCUGUAUAAGGCGGCAGCUAGCGAGAUCCCCGGCUCGCCCAUCUUCAUCAUGAAGUUGGCGGAUAGUGCCCGGCAUCUGGAGGUCCAAUUACUUGCCGAUCAAUACGGCAACAACAUCUCGCUCUUCGGCAGAGAUUGCUCGCCCACCACCUUUAAGGCCAUGGAGGAUGCUGCGGUCCGCCUCGGCAGACUCGUCGGCUACGUCUCCGCCGGAACGGUCGAGUACCUCUACUCGCACGCCGACGACAAGUUCUACUUCUUGGAACUCAACCCUCGUCUCCAGGUCGAGCAUCCUACGACAGAGAUGGUCAGCGGUGUCAACCUGCCUGCCGCCCAGCUUCAGGUCGCCAUGGGUCUCCCUCUUCACCGUAUCCGGGAUAUCCGACUCCUGUAUGGUGUUGACCCCAAGACGUCGACGGAGAUCGAUUUCGAGUUCAAGAACCCGGAGAGCGAGAAGUCGCAGAGGCGCCCAACGCCCAAGGGCCACACCACCGCCUGUCGUAUCACGUCGGAAGAUCCGGGCGAGGGCUUCAAGCCGUCGAACGGUGUGCUCCACGACCUGAACUUCCGCUCGAGUUCCAACGUGUGGGGUUACUUCUCUGUCGGUUCGGCCGGUGGUAUCCACAGUUUCUCCGACUCUCAAUUCGGGCACAUCUUUGCCUACGGUGAGAACCGUGCCGCCUCCCGAAAGCACAUGGUCGUCGCUUUGAAGGAGCUCAGUAUCCGUGGUGAUUUCCGCACUACUGUCGAGUACCUAAUCAAGCUCCUCGAGACGGACGCCUUUGAGCAAAACACAAUCACAACCGGCUGGCUUGAUGAGCUGAUCUCCAAGAAGCUCACGGCUGAGAGGCCCGACACCAUGCUCGCCAUUGUCUGCGGCGCUGUCACGAAGGCUCAUAUCGCCAGCGAGUCGUGUAUUGCCGAGUACCGCGGCGGUCUUGAGAAGGGCCAGGUCCCCGCCAAGGAUAUUCUCAAGACCGUUUUCCCCGUCGACUUCAUCUACGAGGGAUUCCGCUACAAGUUUACCGUUACGCGAUCCAGCACCGACAGCUACCGCCUCUUCAUCAACGGCUCCAAGUGCACCGUCGGCGUGCGUGCCCUAAGCGAUGGUGGUCUUCUUGUCCUCCUUAAUGGCCGGAGUCACAACGUCUACUGGAAGGAAGAAGUUGCUGCCACGCGCAUGUCCGUCGAUGGCAAGACAUGCCUGCUUGAGCAAGAGAACGACCCCACUCAACUGCGGUCUCCCUCUCCCGGCAAGCUGGUCAAGUACAGUGUCGAAAACGGCGCCCAUGUCCGCUCCGGCCAGACCUUUGCCGAGGUCGAAGUCAUGAAGAUGUACAUGCCCCUCAUCGCUCAAGAGGACGGUAUUGUGCAGCUCAUCAAGCAACCCGGCGCCGUCCUCGAGGCCGGUGAUAUCUUGGGCAUCCUCGCGCUCGACGACCCUAGCCGUGUCAAGCAAGCGCAGGCUUUCCUGGGUCAGCUUCCGCAAUACGGUAGUCCUGUCGUUGUUGGCAACAAGCCCUCGCAAAUCUUCUCGUUGAAGUACAACACGCUCGCCAACAUCCUCAUGGGCUUCGAUAACCAGGUCGUGAUGCUUGACACCUUGAAGGAGCUCAUUACGGUCCUUCGUGACGACAAGUUGCCAUACAGCGAGUUCUCGGCGCAGUUUUCUGCCCUGCAUGCUCGCAUGCCACAAAAGCUGGACGCCCAGUUCACCCAGGCUUUGGACCCACCCCUCACUAACAUUCUCGACCUGUACGCCGACGGACAAAAAGCCCGCGAGCUGAACGUCAUCGCCGACCUGUUGUCUCAAUACGCAGAUGUGGAGCGUCUUUUCUCCGGCCGCCGGUUGCAGGACGAAGAGGUGAUUCUGAAGCUCCGAGACCAGAACAAGGACGACAUUCAGAAGGUUGUCCAGACCGUCCUCUCUCAUAGCAGGAUUGCUGCCAAGAACUCUCUUGUGCUCGCCAUACUCGACGAAUACCGUCCUAACAAACCCAACGUCGGGAAUGUCGGCAAGGCUCUCCGACCCGUCCUUCGCAAGCUGGCGGAGCUCGAGUCCCGCCAAACGGCCAAGGUCUCGCUCAAGGCUCGCGAGAUCCUCAUUCAGUGCGCCCUCCCGUCUCUGGAAGAGAGGACCGCCCAGAUGGAGCACAUUUUGCGGUCGUCGGUCGUCGAAUCUCGCUACGGUGAAACCGGCUGGGACCACCGCGAGCCGAACUUGGAGGUCAUCAAAGAGGUCGUCGACUCCAAGUACACCGUCUUUGACGUCUUGACACUCUUCUUUGCCCACGAGGACCCCUGGGUGUCCUUGGCCGCUCUGGAAACCUACGUCCGUCGUGCCUACCGUGCCUACAACCUCAAGAAGAUCGAGUAUCAGACCGACGAAACCGAUACACCUGCCUUCGUGUCCUGGGACUUUGCCCUCCGCAAGAUUGGCCAGUCGGAGUUUGGGCUGCCUGUGCAGUCGGCCGCUCCGUCCACCCCUGCGACGCCGAUCGACCAGACCUUCUCGAGGAUCAGCUCCAUCAGCGACAUGUCGUAUCUGUCCCAGCGGGCACGGGAUGAGCCGGUUCGGAAGGGUGUGAUCAUCCCUUGUAAGUACCUCGACGAUGCCGAAGAUAUGCUCUCGAGGGCUCUCGACACGCUGCCGCUGCUCGGAAACCGCAGGAGGAGCGCAAACCCUCUUACCGCGCUCAACGACAGGCGUCGGCCGGCGCCGCCUCCUCGCCUCGACAGCAUGGACGAGCUUUCCGCCGUGGUUAACGUUGCAGUCCGGGACGCCGAGGGCCGUAGCGACGAGGACACACUGAAGGAUAUCCUGCCUUUGGUUGAGCAAUUCAAGGAGGACCUCUUCGCCCGCCGUGUCCGUCGCCUCACAUUCAUUUGCGGUCGCAACGACGGCUCUUACCCCGCCUACUACACCUUCAGGGGCCCGCACUACAUCGAGGACGACAGCAUUCGUCACAUCGAGCCGUCCCUUGCCUUCCAGCUUGAGCUCGCGCGCCUCUCCAAGUUCAAGAUCAAGCCGGUCUUUACCGAGAACAAGAACAUCCACGUCUACGAGGGCAUCGGCAAAGACGUCGAGACUGACAGGCGGUUCUUCACGCGUGCCGUUAUCCGCCCGGGCAGGCUCCGUGACGAGAUUCCCACCGCCGAGUACUUGAUCUCGGAAGCGGAUCGCGUUAUCAACGAUAUCUUUGACGCCCUCGAGAUUAUCGGCACGAGCAACUCGGAUUUGAACCACAUGUUUAUCAACUUCAGUCCCAUCUUCCAGUUGCAGCCACAAGAGGUUGAGCACUCGUUGCAGGGAUUCCUGGACCGGUUUGGCCCUCGCGGCUGGCGCCUGCGCGUCGCGAACGUCGAAAUCCGUAUUAUUUGUACGGACCCGGUCACGGGCCAGCCGUAUCCCCUGCGUGUUAUCAUCACAAACACGUCAGGGUAUGUCAUCCAGGUCGAGAUGUACGCCGAGCGCAAGUCGGAGAAGGGCGAGUGGGUGUUCCACUCCAUCGGCGGCACUACUAAGAUCGGCGCGAUGCAUCUGCUCCCCGUCUCGACGCCCUACCCCACCAAGAACUGGCUGCAGCCCAAGCGGUACAAGGCCCAUAUCAUGGGCACCCAGUACGUCUACGACUUCCCGGAGCUCUUCCGCCAGGCGAUCCAAAACAGCUGGGCCACCGUCACCAAGGCGCAGCCUUCCCUGGCGAGUGAGCAGCCGCCCACUGGCGAGUGCAUCGACUAUAACGAACUCGUGUUGGACGACCAGGACAACCUGGCCGAGGUGUCUCGCGAACCUGGUACCAACUCAUGCGGCAUGGUGGGCUGGCUCAUCAAGGCUCGCACGCCCGAGUACCCCAAGGGCCGCCGGUUCAUCGUCGUGGCCAACGAUAUCACCUACAACAUUGGCUCCUUCGGCCCCAAGGAGGACAACUUCUUCUUCAAGUGCACGGAGCUGGCCCGCAAGCUGGGCAUCCCCCGCAUCUACUUGUCGGCGAACUCGGGUGCGCGCCUGGGCCUGGCCAACGAGUUGAUGCCUCACUUCAGCGUCGCUUGGAACGACGCCGAGAAGCCCGAGGCUGGAUUCAAGUACUUGUACCUCAACGACGAGGCCAAGCGUCGCUUCGAAACAGAGGUCAUCACCGAGGAAGUCACCGAGGACGGCGAGAAGCGCCACAAGAUUGUCACGAUCGUGGGUGCUGAAGAUGGUUUGGGUGUUGAAUGCUUGCGCGGGUCCGGCUUGAUCGCCGGUGCCACGAGCAGGGCUUACAACGACAUCUUCACCUGCACGCUCGUGACCUGCCGCUCUGUUGGUAAGUUUAUUUCCCGUAGCCCCCGCGUCUUGUCCCACGCAAUCUAA